CCAAACGCAAGCGAAUCGGCACAAAACAUGGCGGACGUCGCCGCACGUUCGCUUCAGUACGAGUACAAAGCAAACUCCAACCUUGUGCUCCAGGCCGACACUCGUCUCAUCGAACGUCGGCCCCGCGAUGAGGCGACAGGCGAAGUGGUAUCUCUCGUCGGGAAGCUCGAGGGCUCCCGCAUGGGAGACCGCUACCAACGCACCAAACCCAGCAAAGACGAACGCAAGUCCAAAAAGCAGCAGCAACAGCAGCAGAAGAAGGCGUCCGACGAAAGCCGCUACGACGCCGCCAAGCUGAAAGGCCAGUCGCUGCUCUCCGAGGGCGUGGAAGACGUCGUCGGCAUCCUGUACCGACCCAAGACCACGGAGACGAAGCAGACUUACGAGGUCCUGCUGAGCUUCAUCCAAGAGGCGUUGGGCGAUCAGCCUCGCGACAUCCUCUGCGGUGCCGCCGACGAAGUCCUCGCGGUUCUCAAGAGCGACCGCAUCAAGGAAGGAGAACGUCGCAAGGAGACCGAGGCGCUGCUGGGACCCGUAGCCGAGGAACGGUUCGCGUUGCUCGUCAACUUGUGCAAGAAGAUCACCGACUACGGUGUCGACGACAAGCAACCCGUCGUGGAGGAAAACAUCGACGAGACGUACGGCGUCAACGUGCAGUUUGAGGAGUCGGACGAAGAGGAGGACGAGAUCGUGGGAGAGGUGCGCGAGGACGACUCGAACGACGAGGCCGAAGGCGAAGAGGCCCACCUGGACACCACUCUGCAGGCGACCAACCUGAUCGCUGGCCGCGAAGGAGGUCGCAAGGGAUCCAAGAGCGGGUUGCAUCCGCGCGAGAUCGACGCCUAUUGGCUGCAGCGCAAGCUGAGCAAGUUUUACGAUGACCCCGUCGUGGCUCAAACAAAGGCUGGCGAGGUCCUUGACAUCCUCAAGACGGCUGUUGAUGAUCGUGACGUCGAGAACCAACUGGUGCUGCUCCUUGGCUUCAACCAGUUUGACUUCAUCAAGGUUCUGCGGCAGCAUCGGCAGAUGAUCCUCUACUGCACUCUCCUGGCUUCGUCCCAGAGUGCCACCGAGCGAUCAAAGUUGCGUGACAAGAUGCAGGCAGACCCCGAGCUUGAGCGGAUCUUGAGGCAGCUCGAAAACACGGAGAAGGAUGACAUGGUGCAGGAGGAACGUGAGAGGCGGGCACAGGCCCGGCAGGCCCGUGUCAACGCCGAGCUGGAGCCCAUGGACAUGGAUGAAGACAGUGUCGUCCCACAGAUGUCUCAGUGCAAGAUGCUGGACCUGGAAGACCUGUCGUUUCAGCAUGGCAGUCAUUUCAUGGCCAACAAACGGUGCCAGUUGCCUGACGGAUCGUUCCGUAAGCAGCGUAAGGGCUACGAAGAGAUUCACGUUCCUGCCCUCAAGCCCAAGCCGUUUGACACCAAUGAGACGCUCGUUUCAGUUGACAAGCUGCCAAAGUAUGCUCAGCCUGCUUUUGAAGGGUUCCGCAGCCUCAACCGAAUUCAGAGCCGUUUGCACAAAGCUGCGCUAGAGUCUGACGAAAACCUCCUUCUCUGUGCCCCAACUGGUGCUGGCAAGACCAACGUAGCUCUUCUCUGCAUGAUGCGAGAGAUUGGCAAGCACAUCAACCCGGAUGGCUCCAUAAAUGGGGACGAGUUCAAGAUCAUCUACAUUGCCCCGAUGCGUUCCCUCGUGCAAGAGAUGGUCGGCAACUUCAGUAAGCGGCUCAACUCGUACAACAUCACCGUUUCCGAGUUGACAGGCGACCACCAGCUGACGAGGGAGCAAAUAAAUGCAACCCAGGUGAUUGUCUGCACACCUGAAAAGUGGGACAUCAUCACCAGGAAGGGAGGGGAGCGCACGUACACCCAGCUUGUGCGACUCAUGAUUUUCGAUGAGAUUCACUUGCUCCAUGACGAACGAGGUCCAGUGCUGGAGGCCCUCGUGGCGAGGACGAUCCGAAACAUCGAGAUGACGCAGGAGGAUGUCCGACUUGUAGGUCUUAGUGCCACCCUACCCAAUUAUGAGGAUGUUGCCACAUUCCUGAGGGUUAACCCGGCCAAGGGACUGUUCUUCUUUGACAAUAGCUUCCGGCCCGUGCCACUUGAGCAGCAGUACAUUGGAAUCACGGAAAAAAAGGCCAUUAAGCGUUUUCAGUUGAUGAAUGAAAUUCUCUACGAGAAGGUCAUCGACAACGCUGGAAAGAACCAGAUUCUCAUCUUUGUUCACUCUCGAAAAGAGACUGGAAAAACCGCCAGAGCUGUGCGAGACAUGUGUCUUGAGAAGGACACGCUGGGACACUUCCUUCGAGAGGGCUCUGCGUCAACGGAAGUGCUCCGGUCUGAGGCAGAACAAGUGAAAAACCUUGAGCUGAAAGACCUGCUGCCGUACGGCUUUGGUAUCCAUCAUGCCGGCAUGAGUCGCGUAGACCGUACACUCGUGGAGGAUUUGUUUGCCGAUCGUCACAUCCAGGUACUGGUUUCCACAGCUACCCUUGCGUGGGGUGUCAACCUUCCAGCCCACACUGUCGUCAUCAAGGGUACCCAGAUAUACAACCCAGAGAAGGGACGCUGGGUUGAACUGGGAGCCCUGGAUGUUCUCCAAAUGCUUGGCAGAGCUGGGCGACCCCAGUAUGACACUAAGGGCGAGGGCAUCCUCAUCACAAACCACAGUGAGCUUCAGUACUACCUUUCCCUUCUCAAUCAGCAGCUGCCUAUUGAGAGCCAGCUUAUCAGCAAACUUGCUGAUGUACUCAAUGCCGAAAUUGUCCUGGGCAACAUCCAGAAUGUGAAAGAUGCAUGUACUUGGCUGGGAUACACAUACCUCUACAUCCGUAUGCUUCGUGCACCAACACUCUAUGGCAUCUCGCACGAUGAAAUCAAGGCAGACCCUUUGCUCGAACAGAGGCGUGCCGACCUGAUCUUCACGGCUGCGGCGCAACUGGAGAAAAGCAAUUUGCUCCGCUUUGACAAGAAGUCGGGCAACAUGCAAGUGACAGAGCUUGGCAGGAUUGCCAGCUACUACUACUGCACCUAUGACACGAUGGCCACAUACAAUCAGCUUCUCAAACCUACUUUGAGUGAGAUUGAGCUGUUCAAAGUAUUUUCGCUGUCAGGUGAGUUCAGGAACAUCACCAUCCGUGAGGAAGAGAAGCUCGAGCUUCAGAAACUGAUGGAGCGGGUCCCGAUCCCCAUCAAAGAGAGCAUGGAAGAGCCAACGGCCAAAGUCAAUGUCCUCUUGCAGGCGUACAUUUCCCAGCUGAAACUCGAGGGCCUUGCCCUGAUGGCUGACAUGGUGUACGUGACACAGAGUGCUGCGCGUCUUAUGCGUGCCAUCUUUGAAAUUGUUCUCCAUCGUGGCUGGGCACAGUUGACAGACAAGGCACUGAGCCUAUGCAAAAUGAUUGACAAGCGCAUGUGGCAGUCCAUGACGCCACUGCGGCAGUUCAGGAAGGUCCCCGAUGAGGUCGUCAAGAAGGUCGAAAAAAAGAACUUCCCUUGGGAGCGCUUGUACGACCUCGGCGUCAGCGAGAUCGGCGAGCUCCUGAGGAUGCCCAAGCUGGGAAAACUGGUGCAUCGAUACGUCCACCAGUUUCCCAAGCUGGAGCUGGCUGCACACAUUCAACCAAUCACACGAUCGAUGUUGCGUGUGGAACUGACCAUCACGCCGGAUUUCCAGUGGGACGAGAAGAUCCACGGCACGUCCGAGGCAUUCUGGAUUCUUGUGGAAGAUGUGGACUCUGAGGUGAUCCUUCACCACGAGUACUUCCUGCUGAAGAGCAAGUUCUCCCAGGAUGAGCACCUCAUCAAGUUCUUUGUUCCUGUCUUUGAGCCUCUGCCGCCGCAGUAUUUCAUACGCAUUGUGUCGGACCGGUGGAUUAAUGCAGAAACCAGCUUCCAGGUUUCAUUCCGGCACUUAAUACUUCCGGAAAAGUAUCCCCCACCUACAGAACUGCUGGAUCUGCAGCCCUUGCCUGUGUCCGCUUUGCGGAACCCGACAUUUGAGGCUCUGUACAAGGACAAGUUUCCUUUCUUCAAUCCUAUCCAGACUCAAGUCUUCAAUGCCAUCUAUAGCAGUGAUGACAAUGUCUUUGUCGGCGCUCCGACAGGCAGUGGCAAGACCAUCUGUGCAGAGUUUGCCAUAUUGCGCCUGUUCUCCCAGGUGCCAGAAGGUCGCUGUGUGUAUGUGACUCCAAAUGAAGCGCUUGCCGAGAUCAUAUAUUCUGACUGGACUCAAAAGUUCUCUCUGCAGCUGAACAAGAAGGUUGUGAUCCUCACCGGCGAAACUGGCACAGACCUCAAGCUGCUUGCGAAGGGCAACAUCAUCAUCGGGACUCCAGAAAAGUGGGACGUCCUCUCACGACGAUGGAAGCAACGCAAGAACGUCCAAAACAUCAACCUGUUCAUCGUGGAUGAGCUGCACUUGGUCGGUGGUGAGGACGGUCCCGUGCUCGAAGUGAUCUGCUCUCGAAUGCGCUACAUCUCGUCUCAGAUAGAGCGCCAGAUUCGCAUACUGGCACUCAGUUCCUCUCUGGCCAACGCACGAGACAUUGGCCAGUGGCUUGGAGCCAACGUCAACUCCACCUUCAACUUCCAUCCCAACGUGAGGCCCGUCUUGCUGGAACUGCACAUCCAGGGCUUCAACAUCACCCACAACGCUUCCCGUCUUCUCUCUAUGAGUAAGCCCGUCUAUCAAGGCAUCAUGAGGCAUUCUCCCCGGAAGCCUGUCAUCGUCUUUGUGCCUUCACGGAAACAGACGCGUCUCACUGCGAUCGACGUACUCACAUACUCUGCCUCUGAAGGGCAGGCAUCAAAAUUCUUGCACUGCACCGAGGACGACCUCAAGCCUUUCCUGGACAAGAUCACAGACAAAACUCUGAAGGAGACCUUGAGCAAUGGAGUGGCGUACCUUCACGAAGGCUUAAGCCCAGCUGACCAACGCCUGGUGGAGCAGCUUUUCGACAGCGGUGCCAUCCAGGUUGUAGUGGUCUCCCGAAGCUUGUGCUGGGCUUUGUCUCUGUCAGCGCAUCUUGUCAUAAUUAUGGACACACAGUACUACAAUGGUAAAAUCCAUGCCUAUGAAGACUAUCCUGUCACAGACGUCCUCCAGAUGGUCGGUAGAGCUAACCGGCCUCUCGUUGACGAGGACGGAAAGUGCCUCCUGCUGUGUCAGUCAUCCAAGAAGGAUUUCUUCAAGAAGUUCUUGUACGAGCCACUCCCGGUGGAGAGCCACCUGGACCACUGCUUGCACGACCAUUUCAAUGCCGAGAUUGUCACCAAGACCAUUGAAAAUAAGCAGGACGCAGUGGAUUACUUGACGUGGACAUUCCUGUACAGGAGGAUGACGCAGAACCCAAACUACUACAACCUCCAAGGUGUCACUCAUCGCCACCUUUCGGAUCACCUGUCAGACCUUGUUGAGAACACGCUAAAUGAUCUCGAACAAAGCAAGUGCAUCAGCAUUGAAGACGAGAUGGACGUCGCACCUCUCAACUUGGGCAUGAUUGCUGCCUACUACUACAUCAACUACACCACGAUCGAGCUUUUCAGCAUGUCACUCAACUCAAAAACGAAGAUCCGAGGCCUUUUGGAGAUCAUCAGUUCAGCUGCAGAAUACGAAAACAUACCCAUCCGGCACCACGAAGACAACAUUUUGAGGCAACUGUACAACCGACUGCCCCACAAGCUCACAAAUCCCAAAUUCAGUGACCCGCACGUUAAAACCAACCUGCUCCUGCAGGCACACUUGUCUCGUAUGCAGCUGUCGGCUGAACUUCAGUCAGACACAGAAGACAUCCUCAGCAAGGCCAUCCGGCUCAUCCAGGCAUGUGUGGAUGUGUUAAGUUCCAACGGAUGGCUGACACCAGCGCUGGCUGCCAUGGAACUGGCACAAAUGGUCACUCAGGCACUUUGGAACAAGGACUCUUACCUGAAACAGCUGCCACACUUCACAGCCGAAAUUGUCAAACGAUGCCAAGAGCACGGCGUCGAGACCGUAUUCGACAUCAUGGAACUCGAAGACGAAGACCGAAACAAGCUCCUCCAAAUGACCGACAGUCAGAUGGCAGACGUGGCGAAAUUCUGCAACCGGUAUCCCAACAUUGAGCUCACGUACGAGAUCCAGGGUAAGGACCACAUUCGGUGCGGCCAGCCUGUGAACAUCGUGGUCCAGCUUGAGAGGGAAGACGAAGUGGUCGGACCAGUCAUUGCCCCCAUGUUCCCUCAGAAAAGAGAGGAAGGCUGGUGGGUAGUCAUUGGCGAGUCCAAAAGCAACUCACUCAUAUCCAUCAAGAGGCUCAGCUUGCAGCAGAAGGCCAAGGUGAAGCUUGACUUCGUGGCUCCAGCACCUGGGGACCACACAUAUACGCUGUACUACAUGAGCGACUCCUACAUGGGAUGCGACCAGGAGUACAGGUUCACAAUUCACGUUGGCCAGAUGGAGUCACGAAAACGUAAUGCCAGUGACAGUGAUUAAGUUUUACUGGCCAGCAAAAACUGAGCUGUCCUCAGCAUGUUCAUUGAUGUUUUGGUUUCGCAUCCUAUCUUGUUUCUUGCAUCAUGUAACUGUACAUAGAAUUUUUUCUACAUCCUUGUGAAAUAAAAGGGGAAAUCUAAUCAU
This is a messenger RNA of Rhipicephalus microplus (southern cattle tick), 6621 nucleotides long. RefSeq names its product U5 small nuclear ribonucleoprotein l(3)72Ab (gene Brr2). Gene Ontology annotation, biological process: resolution of meiotic recombination intermediates. NCBI's taxonomy places the organism in Eukaryota, Metazoa, Arthropoda, Arachnida, Ixodida, Ixodidae. Gene Ontology annotation, molecular function: ATP binding; DNA helicase activity; nucleic acid binding. The record is from RefSeq and is a predicted model, not a curated record. Gene Ontology annotation, cellular component: nucleus.